Xyrauchen texanus (razorback sucker) is the source of this 953-nucleotide messenger RNA. Its product is annotated as eukaryotic translation initiation factor 3 subunit G-like. The transcript has 9 exons. Gene Ontology annotation, cellular component: cytoplasm; eukaryotic translation initiation factor 3 complex. NCBI's taxonomy places the organism in Eukaryota, Metazoa, Chordata, Actinopteri, Cypriniformes, Catostomidae. Bases 1 to 882 code for a protein of 293 amino acids. The record is from RefSeq and is a predicted model, not a curated record. Gene Ontology annotation, molecular function: RNA binding; translation initiation factor activity.
AUGGGCUCAAAGCCGAGCUGGGCCGAUCAGGUGGAGGAGGAGGAGGAGGAGGAGGAGGAGGAGAUGAAGUGUAUCUUAAACAUUUGUCCUCUCUACAAACCUCAUAUCAAAAAUUUAUUUCUUUUAAUAGGUUCACUCCCUUCACCAAAAGAGACAGUUAAAGGUAAUAUUAAGACUGUCAAAGAAUACAAGAUUGAAGAAGAUGGCAAGAAGUGUAAGAACUUGAAGAAAUUUGGCAAUUCGGAUUUUGACCAACCAGGUCCCAAUGUUGCCACCAUGACAGUGAGUGAUGAUGUCUUCAUGACCUUCACUUCCAAUAAAGAGGACUUGAAUGCCCAAGACCAGGAUGAGGAUCCCAUGAACAAGCUGAAAAGACAGAAGAUUGUGUCCUGCCGUAUUUGCAAAGGAGAUCACUGGACCACCCGCUGUCCAUACAAGGACACGCUUGGUCCAAUGCAGAAGGAACUGGCCGAGCAGUUGGGCCUGUCCACAGGGGAAAAAGAGAAAGCGGCAGAUCCUGAACCUGCUCAGCCAGUCCAGAAUAAGACCGGGAAAUAUGUUCCACCAAACCUGCGGGACGGUGCUACACGCAGAGGAGAGUCCAUGCAGCCUAAACGCAGAGCUAAUAAUAACGCUACAAUCCGUGUGACCAACCUGUCUGAGGACACCAGAGAAACAGACCUCCAGGAGCUGUUCAGACCUUUUGGUUCCAUCUCUAGAAUAUAUCUGAUCAAGGACAAGAACACAGGCCAGUUGAAGGGCUUUGCCUUCAUCAAAUUCCACCGCCAUGAGGACGCUGCCAGAGCCAUUGCUGGGGUGUCAGGAUUUGGAUACGAUCAUCCAAUUCUCAACGUGGAAUGGGCCAAACCCUCCAACAACUGAGUUGCAUAAAUAUUCCAGGUUCCAAUUGUGCAAGGCAGUGAUCAAAAUAAAUGCAAAUAAUGUUAAAUCCA